Penicillium daleae is the source of this 1152-nucleotide messenger RNA. Its product is annotated as alpha/beta hydrolase. The transcript has 3 exons. Lineage: Eukaryota; Fungi; Ascomycota; Eurotiomycetes; Eurotiales; Aspergillaceae. The annotation marks the transcript as partial. The record is from RefSeq and is a predicted model, not a curated record. Gene Ontology annotation, molecular function: hydrolase activity.
CAAACGAACCCUACACUCUUACGAACUACACAUCUCCAUCAUGGCUCAAGAUCCCCCCGCAAAUGUGAUCCAGCUCUGCAUCAAUGGCGAGCACAAGAAAUCCUUCAGCCACUUCACAAUAGCAUCCCUGGAGAGCUGCUGGCUCGAUUUGAUCCCAUCUACAUUGAAUACUACUACAAGAACAACGUGGGCCGUCUGCAUACCCACGAAGUUCCCAUCGAAGAGUUCCGAAAGAACCCAGCCCGAUACAUGAUCUCCUAUGGGCGUGAAUUCGGCCCAGAUGUCUAUUGCAUCUCAGAGCAAAAAUGCCCUGUGAAAGGAGGAGAGAUCACUAUCCGAAUCUUUGAGCCUGCACCGAAGAAGGAUACGCAAGGCCAGCUGAAGAAGAGAGCAGCCUAUGUGAACUUCCAUGGAGGUGGAUGGGUGUUUGGCGGUCUCAUGGUCGACCAUGACUUUUGCAAAAGGGUUGUUCAUAACCUUGAUGGAGAGGUUGUUGCAUUUGAUGUGGACUACCGGCUUGCACCUGAGCAUCGGUAUCCGAUUCCCGUGGAGGACUGCUGGGCUGCAUUCAACUGGAUUCGUUCCCAGAAAGCAGUGGAGUUUAAUCUUGAUCCAGACCGUUUCGCUGUGGGCGGUGCAUCUGCUGGAGGCCAUCUGGCCGCGGUCCUGGCUCAUCUCUGUCGCGAUGCAGGAAUUCCUCUUCGACUUCAGAUCUUGACUGUUCCCGUCUGUGAUAUGCACAGCACCUUUACCCCCGAGGGCGUGUUUGAUCGCAAGAACUGCCCGUAUGAUUCAUACCGGGAGAUGGAGUUCGCGCCUGUCCUUCCAGCUGCACGAAUGGCGUACUUUCACCGUCAUUUUCUUGGGAUGCCUCGACCAGCACCGUCGAAAGAUGACUGGAAGAUCUCGCCCAUGUUCGCACCGAAUUUCUCGAAUCUAGCUCCCGCACUGGUCUCGACGGCGGAACUGGAUCCGUUGCGUGACGAAGGCGAAUGUUAUGCCGCUAAGCUCAAGGCUGCCGGCAAUCGAGUAGAGGUCAACCGAUUCCUUGGAGCUCCACACACAUUUGCUGGACUGGACGGCAUCCUGGACACUGGGCGCGAAUACAAUUGCAGGGUGAUUGCGGCUCUGAAGGAGGAGCUUCUGGCAUAG